AUGGCUGAUGCCCAGAUUGGCUCAUCCCUCUGGUGGAGCUUCAGCAUGGGGUCCGCCUACCAGUUCCACAGUUGGCGUGUGUUUGUCAUUGUCUGCGCGCUCCCCUGUGUCUGCUCCGUGGUGGCCCUCACGUUCAUGCCUGAAAGCCCGCGGUUCUUGCUGGAGGUUGGAAAACAUGACGAAGCUUGGAUGAUUCUGAAGUUAAUUCAUGACACCAACAUGAGGGCACGGGGGCAGCCUGAGAAGGUCUUCACGGUGAACAAAAUCAAAACCCCUAAACAGAUCGAUGAGCUGAUUGAAAUUGAGAGUGACACAGGAACAUGGUAUAGGAGGUGUUUUGUUCGGAUCCGCACAGAACUGUAUGGAAUUUGGCUGACAUUUAUGAGAUGUUUCAACUACCCAGUCAGGGAAAAUACAAUAAAGCUUACAAUUGUUUGGUUCACCCUGUCCUUUGGGUACUAUGGAUUAUCUGUUUGGUUCCCUGAUGUCAUUAAACAUCUGCAAUCGGAUGAAUAUGCAUCACUAACUAAAAAUGUGCAGAGAGAUAAAUAUGCAAAUUUCAGUAUUAACUUUACAAUGGAAAAUCAGAUUCAUACUGGAAUGGAAUACGACAAUGGCAGAUUCCUAGGGGUCAAGUUCAAAUCUGUAACUUUCAAAGAUUCGGUUUUUAAGUCCUGCACCUUUGAGGAUGUGACUUCAGUCAACACCUACUUCAAGAACUGCACAUUUAUUGAUACUGUUUUUGACAACACAGAUUUUGAGCCAUAUAAAUUCAUUGACAGCGAAUUUCAAAACUGCUCGUUUUUUCACAACAAGACAGGAUGCCAGAUUACCUUUGAUGAUGACUAUAGUGCCUACUGGAUUUAUUUUGUCAACUUCCUGGGAACACUGGCGGUGUUGCCAGGGAACAUCGUAUCUGCUCUCCUGAUGGACAGAAUCGGGCGCUUAACGAUGCUAGGUGGCUCUAUGGUGCUUUCGGGGAUCAGCUGUUUCUUCCUUUGGUUCGGCACCAGUGAGUCCAUGAUGAUAGGCAUGCUGUGCCUGUACAAUGGAUUGACCAUCUCGGCCUGGAACUCUCUUGAUGUGGUCACUGUGGAACUGUACCCCACAGACCGGAGGGCCACAGGCUUCGGCUUCUUGAAUGCAUUAUGCAAAGCAGCAGCCGUCCUGGGAAACUUAAUAUUUGGCUCCCUGGUCAGCAUCACCAAAGCAAUCCCCAUCCUCCUGGCUUCUACUGUGCUCGUGUGUGGGGGACUCGUGGGGCUGCGUCUGCCUGACACAAGAACCCAGGUUCUGAUGUAAUGGAAAAAAGCCAUCC
This is a messenger RNA of Galeopterus variegatus (Sunda flying lemur), 1318 nucleotides long. RefSeq names its product synaptic vesicle glycoprotein 2C (gene SV2C). The record is from RefSeq and is a predicted model, not a curated record. The coding region runs from base 1 to 1302 and encodes 433 amino acids. Gene Ontology annotation, biological process: chemical synaptic transmission; transmembrane transport. The transcript has 10 exons. Gene Ontology annotation, molecular function: transmembrane transporter activity. Gene Ontology annotation, cellular component: membrane. NCBI's taxonomy places the organism in Eukaryota, Metazoa, Chordata, Mammalia, Dermoptera, Cynocephalidae.